AUGCCCGAAAUUGCUAGCAUGCUGUCCACAGGAAAUGCGAUGGAGAUCAUGGUUGACAUCAUUGAUGUUCAGACGACACCACUUGGCCUUGACCCGCGAGGAAUGCUGCAGUCUGGACAUCUCAAGCUCAAAGGGAAACUGAAGACGGCGGACCCACGUAUCGACCCUGAAACUCCAGGUUAUCAGUUUACGACGUACAGGAAAGAACUGGUAAUUGACUUUCUCAAUCAAAACGGUGAAAUGGUCGGCCUGGCUAUAUUGACAAAGACUAUAGCGGCAAUGGAAAGCCUUUGUACUAUCUAA
This is a messenger RNA of Colletotrichum spaethianum, 303 nucleotides long. RefSeq lists its product as uncharacterized. The transcript has a single exon. The coding region runs from base 1 to 303 and encodes 100 amino acids. The record is from RefSeq and is a predicted model, not a curated record. NCBI's taxonomy places the organism in Eukaryota, Fungi, Ascomycota, Sordariomycetes, Glomerellales, Glomerellaceae.